AUGGGCUCCAAAAAUUCGGUGCCCGACAAAAAAUCGGUGAAAAUCAAAGAUUUUCAGAUUUUGAACGCUUAUCAGGUGAGAAAAUAGAUAUUUUUUUGUAGAAAAAAACAUAUUUUGAAUAAAAAUUGGGGUUUUUUCAUGGAAAAAAAGCUUUAUUUUCAUUUUUAAAAUGGGAUUUUAGGAAAAAAAUUAAAAUUUUACACACAGAAAUCAAUAAUACGUCAAGCUUGGAAGCACAUGUCGGUGAAAGGUCCGUCGAAUUGUGGAAGUACAAUUACACGUCGAAUGAUGGCCCGAAAAUGUACGAUUGGCGAUGUUUUGGAUCGAAAUUCGAUUGAUUAUCAUAAUUUGGAGAUUGUGGAAUUUUUACAGAAAAGUGAGUGGGAGGGAAUCUGGAAAAAAAAUGAAUUUUUUUAGAAAUAUUGAGAAUUUUCUGAUUUUUUAAAGGCGGUGCAUCGUUGUUUUUUGUAUAUUUAUAAACAAUGCUCCGCAUUUACACUGCAUUGGAAAAUAAUCUCGUUUUUAUGACAAAUUUACUGUAUCCAAGUGGAAUUUUUUUCCGAAAUAAAAUUUGUGCCAAAAAUCCAGAAUUUUGAAAUUUUCCCCACAAAUAAUCUCAUCCACGUGGCAAAAUUUUGUUCGGGAAAACAAUUUUUUUUUUGAAUUUUGAAAGUUUCGCGCUGAAAAAAUCCUAAUUUUAACUACCAGCAAAUCAGUUUUUGAAAAUUAAAAAAUUAAUUUAAGACGUGAAUUUUUAUGAAAUUCAUUUUCAGAAAAAUUAAAAUUUCGAGAAUAUUUAAUCAAAUUUCAGACAUGAACUAUGAUUUUGUCUAAAAGUUUCAAAUAUUUUUUUUGCAAAGCAAAAUCCAAAUUUUUUGGAUGAAUUUCAGAUUUUCUAAUGGAGAAAGUUUUCGGAAAGAGAAUUUUUCAGCCAUUUUCAGAGUUUGGGCAAAAAAAUUUUUUUUUAAUUUUUGAAAUUUAACAACAUUUUUUUUCAUUUUUGUGUGGAAAAAAUAGGUUUUCGACAUUUUCUGAAUCGAAUUUUUUUGUCAAAAAAAAUUUUUUUAUUACAUUUUUAGACAAAAUCAGAACUUCACAUCUGAAAUUCGAUUAAAAAUUCUCAAAUUUUAAUUUUUCUGAAAAUGAAUUUCAUAAAAAUGCACGUCUUAAAUUAAUUUUUUUUUUGAAUUUCUGGUAGUUAAAACUAGGAUUUUUCAGCGCGAAACUUUCAAAAUUCAAAAAAAAAAUAAUUUGUUUUCCUGAACAAAAUUUUGCCACGUGGAUGAGAUUAUUUGUGGGGAAAAUUUCAAAAUUUUGAAUUUUUGGCACUAAUUUCAUUUGGGAAAAAAUUCCAAUGCAUUGUAAAUGCGGAGCAUUGUUUAAAUAUACAAAAAACAACGAUGCUCCGCCUUUAAAAAAUCAUAAAAUUCUCAAUGGAGCGCACUUGAAUUUUGCAGUCAUGCAAAACCUCGACGACCCUCCAAAAAAUCGCCGAAAUUUGCAAAAAAAUCGGCCAACAACAUGCGAAAUAUCGAAAAUUGAAGGGAAUGAAGGUGAAAAAUUCAGAAUUUUUUUUUGGAAAAAAUAAUUUCUAGAUUGAUUAUUGGGAUAAAUUGGGCGAGGCGAUCACUGAAACAAUUCGCGAAUAUCAAGGUUGGAAAAUUCAUCGCGAAAGUUUGAGAGCUGCCACUAUUUUGACGUCAUAUGUUGUGGAUCAGUUGAGAUUUGGUGAGCUUUGAAAAGGGGCGGAGCCUGAGCAUGUUUGGGCUCAAAAUGCUCCAAAUUUUUAGACCCAGAAAUCUAGUAUUUUUUAAGGCUGAAGAUGCUCCAAAAAGGGGCGGAGCCUGAGCAUGUUUGAGCUCAAAAUGCUCCAAAUUUUAAAGCUCAUAAUUGUCCUUUUAUUUUAGACUAGAGUCUAGUCAUGUUCGGGCUCAAAAUGCUCCAAAACUAGUCAUGCUCAUAAGUCACUAGAAAUCAUUAAAAAAUUCCGUUUUUGAGCCCGAACAUGACUAGUUUUGGAGCAUUUUGUACCUAGAUUUUGGGUCUAAGAAUUUGGAGCAUUUUAAGCCCGAACAUGACUAGACUCUAGUCUAAAAUUAAAGGACAAUUAUGAGCUUGAAAAUUUGAAGCAUUUUGAGCCUAAACUUGACUAGAGUAUAGUCUGAAUUUUGAAGCAUUUUGAGCCCAAAAAUCUUGUAAACUUACAGGUUAUUCACGUGGAUUACACGCAAAUGGGUCUCGCGAAGAAAUUGAGGAGAAAGUAGAUCAAAAUCCAUAA
This is a messenger RNA of Caenorhabditis angaria, 2278 nucleotides long. The record is from the annotation of a GenBank genome assembly. Lineage: Eukaryota; Metazoa; Nematoda; Chromadorea; Rhabditida; Rhabditidae.